AUGGCUGAUUUUGAGUUACCACCUUCGUACACUACUGCGUCGAAUGAUUUACGUUCUGACACCUUUACCACUCCUACUCCGGAGAUGGUCCAAGCUGGGUUAGGUGCUUCCAUUGGUGAUGCUGUCUACCAAGAAGAUAUCGACACCAUUAGAUUGGAAAAGACUGUUGCUCAGUUGUCUGGUAAAGAAGCCGGGUUGUACUGUGUUUCUGGUACUCUUUCCAACCAGAUUGGUGUGAGAACUCAUUUGACUCAACCACCAUACUCCAUCCUAUGUGACUACAGAUCUCAUAUCUACACUCACGAAGCUGCUGGUUUGGCCAUCCUAUCACAGGCUAUGGUGGUGCCAGUUAUCCCCCGUAACGGUAACUACUUGACCUUAGAGGAUAUCAAGAGACACUUUGUUCCUGAUGACGGUGAUAUUCACGGUGCUCCUACCCGUGUAAUCUCCUUGGAAAACACUUUACAUGGUAUUGUGUAUCCACUAGAGGAAUUGGUUCGUGUCAGAGCUUGGUGUUUGGAGAAUGACGUUAAGUUGCAUUGCGACGGUGCACGUAUUUGGAAUGCAUCUGUGGCUGGCAACGUUCCCAUGAAGCAAUACGGUGAAUUGUUUGACUCAAUUUCCAUUUGUAUGUCCAAAUCAAUGGGGGCACCUAUGGGAUCCGUCCUAGUCGGUGAUUUGAAAUUCAUCAAAAAGGCCAACCACUUUAGAAAGCAACAAGGUGGUGGUGUUAGACAAUCUGGUAUGAUGUGUGCCAUGGCUCUAUGGACCAUUAACAACAACUGGAAGGCUAAGCUUCUACAUUCUCACCAAUUAGCACACGAACUGGCAGAAUUCUGUAUUGAGAAGGGCAUUCCAUUAGAAUCACCUGCUGACACCAAUUUCGUAUUCAUUAGCUUGUCUCAAGCCAAGAUGGAUCCUGAUGUUUUGGUCAAGAAAGGUUUGAAAUACGGUGUUAAAUUAAUGGGAGGUAGAAUUGCAUUCCAUUACCAAAUUAACAGAGACACUUUAGAAAAGGCUAAACAGGCAAUCUGGGAAACCUUUGAAUAUGCAAAGGAAAAUCCUUUCAAUUCUGAGGGUGAAACCAAGAUUUACCGUAGCGAAUCUACUGAAAGGGUUGAUAUCGAUGGUAAACCAAUUCACGAUAUCAAGACCUACAAGUAUUAG
Zygosaccharomyces rouxii is the source of this 1167-nucleotide messenger RNA. RefSeq names its product threonine aldolase GLY1 (gene GLY1). Gene Ontology annotation, biological process: glycine biosynthetic process; L-threonine catabolic process. Bases 1 to 1167 code for a protein of 388 amino acids. NCBI's taxonomy places the organism in Eukaryota, Fungi, Ascomycota, Saccharomycetes, Saccharomycetales, Saccharomycetaceae. Gene Ontology annotation, molecular function: L-allo-threonine aldolase activity. The transcript has a single exon. Gene Ontology annotation, cellular component: cytosol. The record is from RefSeq and is a predicted model, not a curated record.